Molecule: messenger RNA, 957 nt
Organism: Neospora caninum
Lineage: Eukaryota; Apicomplexa; Conoidasida; Eucoccidiorida; Sarcocystidae
Exons: 1
Coding region: 1-957 (318 amino acids)
Source: RefSeq, a predicted model, not a curated record
AUGGCGAAUCCUUGCCCACUAAAAUUCAGGUCAGCUGGACUCGCACUUUGGGUUCCCUUGGUCUUAUUCGUGGCAGUAGAAGGUCUCGAAGAAGGUCCAGGCACUCCUUCAGCCGCUGUGACUGUAGUGCUGGAUGAUCAACGAGAAACGAGAAGCUUUCGGGAAGACGUGUGGCUGCAUGGAGGAGACGCACUUGAUUUGAUUGAUAGGACAGGUGGUGCAGCAAUUUAUCCAACGACAUAUACCUCGCAAGCUUUUCGGUUUAUUAACGGCAAGUGUGAUACAUCCCAGCCCAUAAACUAUGUUGAAAUUUACCUAGCGACCGAUAAGAACCAUAUCUUUUGGACCAAGAAGAGUGCUUCUCCAGAUCUUAGGAAAGACAGCGGCGAUCCCCGCAAAGGGAUUCACACUCCAAUCCCCACCGUCUACAGGUUCACAAGCCCUUCGUCGGACGAGACUGCGCCAGAGUUCUGUUUCAUAUUCGUCGUUCCCUCUGCCUCCUCCCAGGUCGAGGCUAUCUCGAAUGAUCCACGUCAGACAGAUUUAGGACCUGACAGAAGCACAGCUGCACUCCGCCGUGCGCGCGCGAACGAAUCUGAGAGUCACUUGAAGACAGCACUGCAUGACCACUCUUCGCUACCGAGCAGCGGAACGACAGAGGAGCAACGGAUCCAUCACAGCAUUACCAGACAAACCAUCGAAAAGGGUAAAGAAGCACCGCAGAGGAGGCUUCAUCCUGACUUUGCCUUUGACGAAGAUCCAGACGAAAACGAAGCCGAGGAUACCGUUUUUGCCAUUAUCAAUGAUGAGGAACGCGCUUACAUGUUUCGUCGCCUCCAGGCCGUCCAGACAAACAAACUCGAUUUCAACCGUCACGACUACGUGGCAAUGCUAGUCGUCCAUUCGAUCGCGGAUAGAAAGGAAGAACGUGAAUUAGGAGUCGGUCACGAUGCGUGA